Amphimedon queenslandica is the source of this 6080-nucleotide messenger RNA. Its product is annotated as serine/threonine-protein phosphatase 6 regulatory ankyrin repeat subunit C-like. Lineage: Eukaryota; Metazoa; Porifera; Demospongiae; Haplosclerida; Niphatidae. The transcript is spliced from 52 exons. The record is from RefSeq and is a predicted model, not a curated record. Gene Ontology annotation, molecular function: protein binding. The coding region runs from base 159 to 6080 and encodes 1973 amino acids.
AGCUCAGAAUGUUUCUUAUAAUUAAAAAUAGAUCUAAUACGGCUGGAUCGUAGUAAUUGCAGCUCGAAUUGGAGUAAACUAAUUUGUAGGUUUCAGUCAUUAUCAUAGGAUUAUCAUGUUUGUGUGCUGCUGAAAGAGUUACAGCUAGACGUUGCUUAAUGGCAGAAUCGGCUCCUGAAGACAAACUGUUGCAAUCAGCAGAGAAUGGGGAUCAGAAGCGUGUAUUGAAGGCCCUUGAAGCUAAUGCUGAUAUCAAAUGUAUCAAUGAAAGUAAAGAAACAGCUUUACAUUUAGCAGCAAGAAAAGGACAUCUUGAAAUAGUUGAAAUAUUACUUACUAAAGGUGCCAAUGUUACGUUCAAUUUUAAUGACAAGAACAAAUGGACUCCACUUGAUGUUGCAGUUAAAGAAGGUCAUGAAAAAAUAGCUAAACUAUUAGUUGAAAAAGGAUGCCCUGUGACAAAUACUGCAAUGAAAUUUGCUGCUCAAGCUGGUCUAAUUUCUACUAUUAAAUUUGUGAUUGAGAACAAUGAUAUUGACCUAGCUGAUUGUGUUGAUGAGGAUGAUGGACAAACACUCUUACACCAUGCAGCAGAAUAUGAACACACAGAUGUUGUUGAACUGUUACUUAAUGGAAAAAGAAGAGUCGAUGUUAACUGCAAAGACUUUUUUCGCAUAAGACCAAUUCAUUUAGCAGUUCAAAAAGGAAAUAUUACUAUUGUUCAGAUGCUAGUGGAUCAUAAUGCUGAUGUAAAUUGUAAAGAUUUGGAUGGAAUGGCACCAUUACAUCAUGGUUUUAAAACUAAAAACCAACCAGUUGUUGAACAUUUACUUUAUUAUUGUGAAGCUAAUCCUGAUAUUUGUGAUAAAGACAACAAAAGUAUCUUAUACUUUGCUAUAGACAUCAUCCAUUAUCUUCAAAAUCCAUUGAACAAGGAAGAUUCAGAAUAUGACAAAGACAAAUUAAUUAGAAUAUUUGAGAUAAUUGUAAGAAAAGCUGAUGUCAAUAUUAAAGAUAAGGAUGGAAAUACACCACUACUAUAUGCAGUUCUUGUAUGUUCCGUUAGACUAGUAACUAUACUGUUGGAGAAUAAAGCUAAUCCUAAUAUCAGGAAUAAUAAAGGACAUAUAGCUCUUCAGUAUGCUGUAAGUCAGGAAAACUUGACAAUUCUAACACUUUUACUGGAUUAUAAUGCAGAUCUAAAUGCAAGAAUGACAAAAAAAGAAGAACGUUUUAAAAAUGACCCUAUGUCAAGAGUUAAGAUGGAUGAAACAGCUCUGCACUUCAUCAUUAGACUAAAAUUUUCAAGUGACUUUUAUAAGCUCCUUUUAAACAGAGGGGCUGAUUUAAAAAUUUGUGAUGCAGAUGGAUAUACUGCUUUAUACUAUGCAGCAAUGAAUAAAGAUUAUGAUUUGGUAAUAUACUUAAAUACUAAAGGAGCUGACAUUAAAGUCAAAGAUACAAAUGGCUUAACACUAUUGCAUCAUGCUGCAAUAAUGAAUAGCGAACGCCUGACUGAAAUAGUCCUUGCAAACAAAAAACUGGAUGUUAAUAUGGCAUGCAAGAAAGGAUACUCAGCAUUGCAGUAUGCAUUAAUGAAGGAAAGAGAAGAUGAGGAAGAUGACAAAUAUUGUAGUGAUUUUGAAAAAUAUUCUAUAUGCUCAUUGCUUAUUGAGAGAGGAGCUCAAAUUAAUUGCAAGAAUGAACAGGAUGGAAUGACUCCACUGUUGUAUGCUGUAUUAAGAAAGUACACAAAAAUAGUUGAAAUCAUAAUUGAUGCUUCAAAAGAGCAAGGCAUUAAACAAAUUACUAUUCAAGCUACAAACAAGAAAAAAAUGACUGCUUUGCAUAUUGCGAUAAGUAAUAAAGAUGAAGAUAUACUAAAUUUGUUAUUAGAUAGUGAUCAUGUUUUAAAUGAACCUGAUGAGAAUGGUAUGUCUCCUUUGCACUGUGGUUCAUUUCAUGGUUUUUUACCUGAUAAUCUUCUUCAGCACAAAAAUUUUAAAAAAUGUUUGAAUUACCAAAAUGAGAAUACUGGAAAAACAGCUUUACAUUAUGCUGUUGAAUGUAACAAUAAAGAUGAAGCUGUUAUACUGCUUGAUAAAGGAGCAAAUUUAUUUCUUGAAGACAAUGAUGGUCAUAGCUCACUGUAUUAUGCCAUUAAAAACAAAUUUCAAUCAAUCAUUGAUUUAUUUUUUUAUCAUGCAUCAAAGCAUUGUGAUGAAAUUGAUGGACAUCAAAUCAGUGGAUGGCUUCCUCUUCAUUAUGCAAUUCAAUAUGACAAUUUUUCUACUUUUUGUGUGAUGGUUGAAAAGCACUUUGUACUAGAUAUGGAAAUGAAGGGCUGUUGGACUCCACUUCAUAUUGCAUCUUGUAGAGGUGUUGCUGAAGUAGUUGAUUUCAUAGUUGGUAAAAUAUCUUCAAUUGAUUAUGUCAAUAAAUUGCAGGAGUCAAAUAGCACUGCUAUGCAUUUAGCUGCUAAGAAUGGCCAUUAUGAUAUUGUGAAGCUUCUUCAUGAACAUGGUGCUGAUGCUGUUAUGAACUAUAAAGAUGCAUAUGGAAUGACUCCAUUAAAUUACAUUGUGGAAGCUCAAUCUUGGGAUUUUCUUGAUUCUCUGAAUGUUGGCAAAGAAAGUAGCCUAAGGAAUCUCUCUGAUGUACCACAUUACUCAAAAUAUGAGAGUGCUGCCAUACUGUAUGCUGCACAUAAAAAUGAGGAACAGAUUGUGAAGCGUCUCAUAUCAGUUGGAGCUAAUGUUGACAGUAAAGAUAAGUAUACUGGAAAUACACCACUACACAUUGCUGCUGAAAAUAAUUAUUUUGAAAUUGUGAAGCUAUUACUCAGUUUAAAAGCUAAUCCUAAUAGUGAAGACAAGUCAGGAGCUCGUCCAAUGAAUAUGAGUUAUAAAGCUGGUGGUAAGGAAGUAUAUAAUUUAAUCAAGUCAGCAGGUGGAGUGUUUAAUUUUGAUCAUCUGCUUUUAGAUAGUUCAGAUGUAAAUGAUGUCACCCAAAUGAAGACUUGUUUAGAAAAUGGUGCUGAAAUUGAUUAUUAUGACAAGGAUGAAAGAACUGCUUUACAUUAUGCUGUACUAAAUAACCAUUUUGAUUCGGUUCUUUUUUUGAUUGAAAAUGGAUGUAAUAUAAACUGUCAGGACAGAGGUUCAUUUACAGCAGUUCAUUAUGCAGUAAUUAAUGGGUACCACAAAAUUCUUGAGACUCUGAUUAGUAACAAUGCUGAUUUAAAUGUUAAAACUGAGUUCCAUGAAAAAACUGCACUUCAUUAUGCAGUUGAAAGUUUAGAUAUUCUUUCUUUUGAGUUACUUAUAAAUAGCCAAGCAAUUAAUGUCAAUGAAAAGGACUGGAAAAGUAUUACUCCGCUUCAUUCUGCUGCUCAGCUUGGCUGUGCUGAUAUGGUCCAAAGGUUAUUGAAUAAAAAUGCUAAUGUCAACUGCAGGGACAUGUUUGAUUUAACUCCAUUGCACUUUGUGUGUGAUUCACAAGAUGGCCGUAAGGACAUUUUACAGUUAUUAUUAGAAGCUGGAGCUGACCCUCAUUUGAAAGAGCUAAGGUUUCAGCAUACUCCUUUACACAAAGCAGCUGUUCAAGGCCAUUUUGAAAUUAUUUCAUUUUAUUUAACGAAAGCAACUAAAGCAUUGAUAAUAAAUGACAAAUGUCAGUUUAUAAAGAAACUUCCAUGGACGAAAAGCCUAAGAAUACUUUGUACUCAUUAUGAUUCUCAUGAAUAUGAGAUUAGUUGUGAGUCUCAUGAAUCAAAAACUGCUCUGCACCUUGCUGCAGAGAAUGGUCAUGCCAAAGCUGUUGAAGUUUUAUUAAAUCACAAUGCCAGCAUUGAUAUUGCUGAAAGUGAAACUUUUAAAACUGCUUUACAUCUAGCUGCUGAAAAUGGGCACAAAAGUGUUGUCAAAGUACUAGUUGAAAGAGGAGCUAAUCUACGAAAGAAGGACUAUACUAACAAGAUUCCAUUUCAUUAUGCCAUUAAGUAUCACAAAAAAGAUAAAGAACUAAUUGAGUUGCUGACUGUUGACAAUUUCAAUUUGAAAUUAUUUGAUAAUGAGGAGUAUGAGGAGAUUCAUGAUGCAGGAGUAUGUGGCAGGCUUGAUAUUGUCAAAUUAAAUGAAGCAAGCAUAAAAAAGCCUGAUGAAAGGGGCAGAACUGUAUUUCAUUAUGCUGCUGAGAAUGGUCAUUUGAAUGUUGUACAAUAUUUGCUGUCAGUUUCAGAUCCUGAAAUAGAAGACAAUUUUGGCUAUACUCCACUCUAUUUUGCAGUCAGUAAAGGUUAUCCUGAGAUAGUUUUAUGUCUAUUACAAAGUUUGAGAGUUGACAAGGAUAAAAAAUAUGGAUAUUGUAACCAAACAUUACUGCACAUUGCAGCUGAAAAAGGCUUCAAUAUAAUUGUGCAACAUUUGUUGCAUAGCGGAGCAGAGUGUAAUGCUAUUGAUGAAUAUUAUAAAAAAACACCUUUACACGUUGCAGCUGGAAAAGGUCAUGAAAGGAUUGUUCAGUUGCUUUUGGAAAAUGGAGCUAGCAUUCAUAUUAAAGAUUAUAAUUCAUUCACAUAUAAUCAAAAUAAAAAAGAUGCAACUAUUCAUUUGUCUUACACUCCUUUACAUUAUGGUGUUGAAAGUGGGAAUAUUAAAACAGUUCAGUUGUUACUUCAGAAAGGAAUUCCCCUGAGGUAUAAGGAAAGCUGGAAUAAAGCCAUCACAAAUGCUGCAUGCAAGGGGUAUGCUGAAGUUAUACAGUAUUUAAUUCAAACAGAAGAUUUUGAUAUAACGCUCAGCGAUCAAUGCACUACUCCUCUCUAUUAUGCAAUACUGUAUUGUCAAAAAGAAGUGAUCCGUCUAUUCUUAUCUUAUACUAUUAGUAUCUCAUCACUGAAUUUUGGACCCAUGCAUAUUGCUGCUGAACAUGGAUUGAUAGACAUUGCAGAGUUGCUUAGGGAACAUGAAGUAGGUGUUGAUGAUGAAGACAAAUAUGGUUUACGACCACUCCAUUACGCAUGCCGAGCAAACCAGGUAGAAAUGGUUGAUUAUUUGUUAAGAACUGGUGGUGUAAAGGAUCCUAUGAAAGUCUCAAAAGAAGGACUUUCCCCUCUUGAUGUGAUAGCACCAGAGUCAACUGCUCGCACAAAAUUACUUCAACUCUUUCGUCCUUAUGUUGACAGUCACACAGAUUACCCUAUUGAAACUUAUGCUAAGGUAUUUAUGUGUGGCUACUCUACUGCUGGUAAGAGCUCUCUCAGUCAAGCUCUCGUUGAUCGCUCCAAGAAGCCCCUUGGUUAUAAGUUUAGUCCAUUGGAAAAGGUUAAAGAUGUGACACCGUUUACUGUAGGCAUUGAUUUACACACUAUUAGCAGUCCUGAGAUUGGAAACAUUGUAUUAUAUGAUUUUGCUGGCCACACAGAGUUUUACAGUAGUCAUGCUGGCAUACUUGAGAAUCUGAUGCUACACUCACCUGGAGUAUUUGUUAUAAUAGCUGAUCUUACAAAGCCACGUAGCAAAGUGCAAAGCGAAUUAUUCUAUUGGCUUAACUUUAUCGAAAAUGCAUGUGCUAAGCUACCUAAACCUUCUCAAGUUAUAUUGGUGGGUAGUCGUGCAGACAGUUUUUCCAAGCAUGGGUUAGAAUUCAAAGCUGACAUGAAUGGUAUAGUAGAAGAGGCUGUUGUGAAGCAAAUUUUCAAAGGAUAUUGUGCUCUAGAAUGUCAUAAACCAGGUGGCAUUGGCAUUAAAGAUUUUGUAUCAAUUCUUGCCACAAGUUGUGAAGAGGUAGUCAAUCGAUCUGAUGGCAUCAGCUACUACUGUCACCUCCUUUAUUCCCUUCUCAAGGAUCUCAAUGAGAUUGCCAUUACAUUUGAAAACCUUUCAAUUAAAAUUAAAGAGAAUUCUGAAGUUACUAUCCCUGAUGAUCCAGCAUUUCUUUCUAAUACUCUAUUAACCCUCACUUUGUUUUAUGUUAGCAGUGGCAGAAAGUCUGAAGAGUUAGAUCGUCGCUGUACCAUAUGGAAAGAUGGCAUUCAUUGGAUAAGUCACAACAUAGAGGUAUUAGUCCAAAUAGCCUAA